Molecule: messenger RNA, 3840 nt
Organism: Parnassius apollo (apollo)
Lineage: Eukaryota; Metazoa; Arthropoda; Insecta; Lepidoptera; Papilionidae
Source: the annotation of a GenBank genome assembly
AUGUGUGACUAUCCCGAUCCCGAUGAAGAAUACGAACUCAUGUAUUCAGAUGAGUUCGAGCUAAUACGAGAAAUCGAAGAUAAGACAGGUUCAAACCUAAUUAAAAAAAAGUCACUACCAGCGAAAAGAAGUCUAGAUUUCUCAAAUCAUAAUGCUAAUGAUAUACCUGAUGAAAAGGAUGAUAAAAAAGAAUCGGAAAAAAAAGAUGAUGCAAUAUCUUUAACACCUAGUUUACAAAAUAUGGAUGAUGUCCUUAUCUCUUCAACAAAUUCUUCAAACAAAAGAACUGCAGAGGAUUUAUUUGGUGAUAUAGGUGACAUUGACUUUGAUAGUAUAGAGUUGCCAAGUAAAAGACAGAAGACAGAAGAGGAAACUGAUAUGGACUUAAUUAAUAAAAUUUUGGAGGGAAGAAGACUUAAACAAAUGUUAUUAGAGCCUGCAAAUCGUGUUAAUGUUGAUAAGAAAGUGAGCUUUGAUGUGAAAGAAAAUAUAUCAAUUAAUAUACCAAGAUGGUCUUUUGUCCCAAUAACAAAUGCUAAUGGAGACCGUUUAUAUAUAAGACUUGAAUCUGAAGAUGCUUGGGAUAAAUCAUUAGACAUUAAUACAGGACAGCUGUCACUACGAGCUACUUAUGCCUCUGUAUGGGAAGAAGCACACAAAAUUCUAGAAAACAAAGAACAAGAAAGAAUUAAAAAGGAAGAAGAAGUAUCAGAGGCUGCACCACAUGGAGAAAAUGAGAGUGCUAUGUUAUGGGUUGAAAAGUACCGUCCACAUUCUUAUCUUGAUCUUUUGUCUGAGGAACCUGUUAAUAGGGCUUUGCUGCACUGGCUACAUCUUUGGGAUAAGGUGGUGUUUAAAAAGGAAGUAAAAAUGAAGGAUCCUCAACAACGCAACAGUUUCAGCAAGAGGGCCGGUCAGUUCCAAUUGACAAACAAAUGGAAGGGCAAGAAAGAGUCUGAGCCUGAGAUAGACGAAGACGGACGACCGCACCAUAAGGUCGCAUUGCUGUGUGGACCUCCUGGAGUUGGAAAGACUACUUUGGCACACCUUUUAGCUCGAUUAGCUGGUUAUAGACCAGUGGAAUUAAAUGCGUCGGAUGAACGAAGUGCUGAAGCGUUUAGAAAUGCUUUAGUGAGUGCUACGUCAAUGCGGUCGGUGCUGGACGCUGAGAAAAGGCCUAAUUGUCUCAUAUUGGACGAGAUUGACGGCGCCCCUGUUCAAACGGUCGAACUGCUAGUGAAAUGGUGCACGACCACACUUACGGAAGGCAAUAAGAAAAAGAGCAAGUCGCAGCCGCUCAGGCGUCCAGUAAUUGCUAUAUGUAAUGAUUUGUAUGCAACUUCGUUACGACCUUUAAGAGCAAAACCUGGCAGACCGAGUUCGGUAUAUCUUGCGCCAAAUAUAUUUGAUGUCGCCGAACUCGAACGGCUACGACGUGAGGCUGUUCCCUCGUCGGAUGAGAAUGCUACGGCUGAGGAUGCGGCGCCACAAAUGGUAGAGCAACCCGCAAACGUGGAUGCCGCCGUGAAAACCCCAGUUGUGGUUGAUUCAAACGAUGAUGGAACAGUCGCCCAGGAACUGGAAUUAGAGCAUAUGAGGAGUACAUUGGAAGAGGCGAUUGUGGAAACGCGCAGUACGCCUCUCGAAAAUCGACCGCGACUUCCCCGCAUAGCCCUAAGCAAGCGGAAUCGGGCUGUCGUGAGGGCUCUGAACCCAAUGCUGGUGACCUAUUUGGAAGCCAGCCGGGACCUUUGCGAGACGGACUCAAUUCUUUUUGGCGCCGCGCUGGCAACCUGCCGUAUCAUAGGCGCCAAGGUUUCCACGGCUGGACGCGCUACUGGCCAUAGUAGCGCUAUCCCAGCAUGGAGAAGAAGAAUUGAGGAACGUAUCGCAAAGGCUAGAGCUCUCAUCGGCAGACUGAUAUGCUUCAGAUCAGGCAACAACAGGCCAAGAAUUGUGCGCACCGUCAGGAUGGCGUUUGCUGGGACAAAUGUCAGUUUGUCCCAGCCGGAUAUAACGCAAAAACUGACGGAGCGCAUAGUUGAUCUGAAGCAGAGAAUCGCUGCUUGGGGAAAGCGGAUUCGGCGAUAUACCGAGAGGUCGACACGGUUCAACCAGAAUCGUCUCUUUCAGAGUGAUCAGAAGAGGCUCUAUGAAUCAUUGGAGCGACCAAUGGUAAGUGGAACGGGUCCAGCACCGAAUCAGGCCGACACUGUAGCAUUCUGGCGCGGCCUGUGGUCAGAGCCCGUAAACCACAGCGAGGGCCCUUGGACGGAAGUUGUGGCGACUCAGUGUGCGGGUAUUACGCCCAUGGACCCCGUCAUCAUAACGCCGGAUGACGUAGCUGAGGCGGUCCGUAGGGCCCCGAACUGGAAAAGUCCGGGGCUUGACGGGGUGCAUCACUACUGGCUGAAGGGGUUCAUGGUGUGUCAGUCUGUGCUUGCCCGACAGUUUCAAGAGGCUCUCAACCAGAAGUCGCUCCCAAGCCUCUUCACUACUGGGAUCACUCAUUUGGUUCAUAAAGACCAGGGUACCACAGACCCGAGCAAAUACCGCCCCAUCACGCCGGUAGCACUGAUCGUGACGGUUGGGUGCGUGACGGUGGCGCGGCUGGCGUCCCGACUGGUGGCGGUGGCGAGCUGCGAGCGAUUGCGGGUGGAGCCGCACGUGCUGAGCGCGCUGGCCGCCCGCGCCUGCGGGGACAUACGUAUGGCGCUCCACGUACUCAGCUUUCUGAGAUCCAAGUCUCAGCUGACAAUUCAAGAUAUAGAAAAUGUGGCCAUUGGUACAAAAGACACCAGUAAAAGUAUGAUGCAGGCAUUGCAAGCUAUAUUCACGCUUGAGGACGGAAAAUCUAAUGAUAUUUUGAGAACUAUCCAAGCUGCUGGUGAAUAUGACAGACUUAUAGAGGGCAUCUUCGAGAACUACCUAACGGCUCGUGUGGACUCGCGGUUGCUUAUUGCCUGUGAGACCAUGAGCUGGCUGCUAUUUUAUGACACCGUACAUUCUUGGACGAUGCGGAACCAGAACUAUUCGCUGUACGGAACCCUCCCAUUGUGUAUAGCGAGGUGUCAUAGACUGCUGGCUUCGAGAGCUCAGCAUAAGUUGAAGUUCCCUAUGCAGGGACAGGAGAUGUCCCGAAAGAAGACGGAAUUAGACAGCAUUGUAUUGUCAGUGUGGCGAGGAAGUAGUCCCAAUGUGGUUGUCAAUCGCAACGUAUUAAGGCUAGAUUUGUUACCAUUGUUGCCUUACUUGUUGACACCUACGUUACGAUCCGCAAAUAUACAGCUGUGCAGCGAAAGUGAACGGCAGACUCUGCGAGUGUGCGCGGGCGCCAUGUGCGACUACGGCCUGCAGUACAUACAGCAACGCACGCCCGAAGGACUGUACGCGUUCGUUCUCGAGCCCGAUAUACACAAGGUGGCGUUUUUAGGUAACGAAGAACGAGUUAGACCACAACCGGCAAUACGGCAGGCGAUAGCGAGGGAACAACAGUUGGAAAUGAUAAGGCGGAAUGAAGAAAUGGCUGGCAGGGUGAACCCUAGAAAAAACAAUGAAGCUAGUAAAAGUAAGAGGGAAGAUAAUACAGGAGAGAUUAACAGCGCGGACGGUAAGGAAUCGAGACUGCCGAACCACUUGCAGAGGUUGCAGCCGAAAGCUGUAGAAAAAAGCACGCCUCAGGUACAUAAAGACUUCUUCGGGAGAAUAGUACCAACGGCGCAGGCGCAUCGACAAGACGCUAUACCCGACGUGAUAUCAUCGAGCGGAGUUUUCUACCAAUACAGAGAAGGAUUCAACAACGCUGUGCGCCGGAAUGUGCGCUUGAGGGAUUUACUAUAA